UCUCCCUCUCCCUCUGCCUCUGCCCCUUUCACACCCUGUCUCUCUCUCUUCCAAAAAGAAAGAAAGAAAGCUCUGGGAUGGGGGCCUGACUUCAGCUCGUUGCUUCUUAAGUUUGAGACUAUCUCUUCCAGCCAGCACUGCCUUCCUCUUUCCUUUCUGCAUUUCCCCCUUUAUCCCCAAAGGUCCUCCGAAGGUGGUGGGGUUAAUCCUCAGCCAGACUCUUCCAGAAGGCAUAGUGCCCUCCCCUUGCACCCAUUCCGCGGGGUGAAAGGUUCCCUUUCCUAAUGCCCCCCAGCCCCUCUUCCUACAACGUCAUUCUUAUGGAGACUGCAGGGAACAUCAAGGUAACUGCUUUCUCUCAGUUCAGCCCCCACCCCCCACCCCCCAUCCUACCCGCCCCGCCAAGGAUCCCGAGGGAGGGGCUGGCUGGCCUCAGACCAGGGCUGUGUGUAUUUCAGGCCACAGACAAGCGGAGGGCGCUGGAGGAGACCAUGGCCUUUACCACCCAGGCUCUGGCCAGCGUGGCUUACCAGAUAGGCAACCUGGCUGGAAACACCCUGCGGAUGCUGGACCUCCAGGCGGCCUCCCUGCGCAAAGUGGAAGCCCGUGUGAACACGCUGGGCCAGAUGGUGAGUAUGCAUAUGGAGAAGGUGGCCCGAAGGGAGAUCGGCACCUUAGCCACCGUCCAUCGGCUGCCCCCGGGCCAGAAAGUCAUCGCCCCGGACAGCCUCCCCCACCUCGCGCCCUACUAUAGGAGGCCGCUCAACUUCGGCUGCCUCGAUGACAUUGGCCAUGGGAUCAAGGAUCUGAGCACGCAGCUGUCGCGGACGGGGACCCUCUCUCGAAAGAGCAUCAAGGCGCCUGCCACACCCGCCUCCGCCACCCUGGGGAGGCCACCGCGGAUCCCCGAGCCGGUGCAGCUCCCGGUGGUGCCCGACGGCAAGCUCUCUGCCGCCUCGUCUGCCUCUUCUCUGGCCUCUGCAGGCAGCGCCGAAGGUGUCGCCGGGGUGUCCACGACCAAAGGGCCGGCAGCACCCCCGCCCCCACCUCUCCCCGGCCCCUCGGCUCCACCCCCUCCGCCGGCCAGCGACGUCUUCCUGCCGCCCCCUCCGCCGGAGGGCGUGUCGCUGCCCCUGCCGGCCCCAGAGCUGCCCCUGGACCUGCCCCCUCCCCCACCCCUGGAUGUAGAUGAGCUGGGGCCGCCCGAUCUGCCCCCACCAGGCUUCGGGCCCGAAGAGCCUAGCUGGGUCCCUGCUGCAUACCUGGAGAAAGUGGUGACCUUGUACCCGUACACCCGCCAGAAGGACAACGAGCUCUCCUUCUCUAAGGGCACCGUCAUCUGCAUCACGCGCCGCUACUCCGAUGGCUGGUGUGAGGGCGUCAGCUCGGAGGGGACUGGAUUCUUCCCGGGGAACUACGUGGAGCCCAGCGGCUGACAGCCCGGGGCUUUCUGAGCUCCUGCCCCAGGCACUGCGCUGCGCUCCCCGGGGCUCCAGUGCAAAGCCGGCUCCAGGGUCCGGGCUGGACGGGGCCUGCCCACCGGUGGGAGCUGCGCCAGUGCCUUCCCUCAUUCCGCGGGGAAGGGGACCUGGGGAGAGAACGGAUGUAUCCGAAGGCCUGCCGCAGACAGGAAGGAGCUGGAAGCCAAGGAGUCUGGUGAUCUUGUCCACGGAAGACCCACCGCUCCAAGCGGUUUUGAAUAAAACUCUGAUGACCUCCUGGUGAUCAACCUGCAAGGCUGGGGAGCCAGAGAGGCGGGAGUUUAAGACUCCGGCUAAUUAUUGAGCCCCCGCAGCUGCCGCUGGCAGCAGUCUCUCCCCAUCUCUUCGGCCCUCGUCAAGUGGCCUCUACACUAGACCCCUGAUGCCCCUCUGCAUCGACUGACUGAAUCUCGUUCUUUGGACUGUU
Hyaena hyaena (striped hyena) is the source of this 1908-nucleotide messenger RNA. It is a transcript of the gene ABI3, whose product is annotated as ABI family member 3. Lineage: Eukaryota; Metazoa; Chordata; Mammalia; Carnivora; Hyaenidae. Gene Ontology annotation, molecular function: SH3 domain binding. The record is from RefSeq and is a predicted model, not a curated record. Gene Ontology annotation, biological process: regulation of cell migration. The transcript is spliced from 7 exons. Gene Ontology annotation, cellular component: lamellipodium. Bases 285 to 1436 code for a protein of 383 amino acids.